AGAAAGAAGUGGGCGACCGAAAUAUGAAUUAAUAGAGUGGCAGUAACCAUAAUUAAGAGAGGUUUUUAAAUUGCAGUUGCAUGUUAUAUUGUAUAUAAGCUUUACAUGGAUACUUUGUUUUGGUUAUUUGUCGUAUAAAUACUUUCAAUUAAGAAUGAUGACUUCAAGUGUUAUGUUAGCUUUGUUAUUCAUCUUUUAUUACAAUUAUUUCUUCAGCAUUUAUAAGGUUAAUUCACAAGUAAAUUCUCCUGUAUAUACUGUAGUUGCUCCUUCAAAAUUAAGGCCUGAUAUUGUGUAUCAUGUUAGCAUUACACUUCAUGAUGCACCAUCUGCAGUGGAUUUUAAUGUCAAAAUAUAUGGAGUUUCUGAAGGUCAAAUUCCUGUGAAUACUUUGAAAAAUGUCCAUGUUGAACCAAAACAAACUGAAAUGGUGGACUUUCAACUGUUUGACUGGAAGCCUGGCAAUUACACUUUAGAGGUAACUAGUGAAGGUGGAAUUGCCAUUCAGAAUUCCACGAAACUUAUCUUUGAGCAUAAGAGUCAUUCAGUUUUUAUCCAGACUGACAGAGCUGUAUACAAACCAGGCCAGUUAGUUCAGUUCAGAGUUAUUGUAGUAGAUCCAUACCUUCUUCCAAGAUCAAAUAGAUUUCCUAUUGAAUUACUGAUAAAAGAUGCACAUGGAAAUGGUAUUCAAGAAUGGAAAAAUGUAAUUAUCAACAAUGGUGUCGCAUCUGCUGAAUUUAAACUUGCAGAUCGUCCAGUUUUUGGUGAUUGGUCUGUGCAUGUUGAUAUUGAGGGUCAGAAAUUUCAGAAGCCAUUUACAGUUGCAGAAUUUAUUUUGCCAACAUAUGAAGUUCAUAUUGAGUUACCGUCAUAUGCAACUUACAAUAAUUCAUAUGUUACUAUUAUUGUAAAAGCAAUGUAUUCUUAUGGGAAAGCUGUCAAAGGAGAGCUUACUUUGACUAUUGCACCUCGUACAAGGUACAACAAAUUAACUGUACGACCAUAUGAAUCAUUUCAAACUAAAGUCAGGAUUGAUGGUACUGUCACAGUUCCUUUGAAUCUACUUGAAGAUUUAAACUUGAGAACUGAUUUUUUCAAGAGGGAGAUUGAAUUCUUUGCUCUUGUAGAAGAAGAAGAAACUGGUCAUAAAUAUAAUUCUACAAACACAAUGUGGAUAUAUGACAAAGAAAUCAAAAUAGAACUUAUUAGAACUUCAGAAACUUUUAAGCCUGGAUUAAAAUAUACUGCUUUUCUGAAAGUUGCCAAACAAGAUGACACUCCUGCUUCUGAUGGUAACAGACAGUUAGAAUUAAAGUAUGGCUACACUGUGCGUGAACAAGAAUGGCGAACAGCAUUUUAUACUGUUCCCAGAAAUGGACUUGUGAAGCUUGAGUUUUUACCCCCAAAUGAACCAGAUGUGACAUUCUUGAACAUGAGAGCAGUUUUCCAAGGUCAGACGUAUUAUUUGGAUAGAAUAGAUGCUGCUCUUUCACCAAGUAAUAAUUUUAUUCAAGUUUCUCUCAUAACUCAAAAUCCGAAAGUUCAGCAGAAUAUCGAGAUGGAAGUAAAUGCUACUGAGCCUAUAAAUCAUCUUGUUUAUAAGGUCAUUGGAAGAGGCAAUAUAGAAAUUGCCAGAACAAUUCCUGUUCCUAAUCAGAAAGUUUACCGUUUUAAUUUUAAAGCGCCUGGUGCUAUGGCACCUAGAGCUCGAGUUCUCGUUUAUUACAUCAGGAGUACAAACCAUGAGGUUGUUGCUGAUUCUGUAAGCUUUGAUGUAGAUGGCUUGUUCAAGACAUCUAUUACUGUAAGCACUAAUGUGAAAGAAACACAACCUGGUCGUUCCAUCAACAUUCGAUUACAGUCUUCUCCUAAUGUUUUAGUUGGAAUUUUAGGAGUUGAUCAGGGUACCUUGAAAUUGAAAUCAGGGAAUGAUAUUACACAAGCUGAGGUUGUGGAAGAUCUGGAAACAUAUGAUGGAGGUCAACUUACAAAAUACAGACCGCCUUGGUAUCGAAGAAGGAAAAAAAGAUCACUUUCUUGGCCUGGAUCUAAAUCUGCUGGCUUUAUAUUUGCGGAUUCUGGUGCUGUGAUAAUGACAAAUGGUUUAUUACCAAAUUCUGGAGAUGAAGAUUUAUUCCGUGAAAAUGUCAUACGCAUUGAUGAAAAUAUUAACAACACACCCAUUCAACCACCAGCUGAGCUUCCUGAAGCUGUAGUUCCUGAAGGACGUCUAGUUAUUAGAAAGCUGUAUCCUGAAACUUGGCUGUGGAUUAAUAUAACAACAGGGAGUGAUGGGACUGCUUCAGUUUCUCAUUCUGUGCCUGAUUUUUUGUCUACAUACAUCAUUACUGCAUUUGCAGUACAUUCUUCAGAUGGCUUAGGUAUUGCUACGUCUCCAUCUCCAAUUACUGUUUAUAGGCCAUUUUUUAUCACUAUGAGUUUGCCAUAUGUAGUUCUCAAAGGAGAAGAAUUGGCUAUACAAGUGGUUGUGUUCAAUUACAAUAAUAAGGCAAUACAGGCUGAAGUAACUAUGGAAAAUAGGAAAAGGGAAUUUCAAUUCAUUGUUGCUGGCAAAGAUGACAUUAAUUUUGCACAACAAGAUCGUCGAACUAAAUAUGUUACAAUUCCUGCAUCUGAUGGUGUUCCAGUAUCCUUUUUAAUUGUGCCAGAAAAAGUUGGUUAUAUAGAAAUCAAGGUAACUGCAUCAUCAUCAUUAGCUGUAGAUUCCAUAACAAAAGCACUUCUUGUUCAGCCUGAAGGUUCUACCCAGUACUUCAAUAAAGCAUUUUUGAUUGAUUUGCGAAAUCCUAAUUCACCUUUAAAAAGAAAUGUUUCAACUACAGUUCCAAGAAAUUCUAUUCCUGAAUCUGGGAAAAUUGUUUUAUCUGCAAGUGGAGACUUGAUGGGACCUUGUAUUAAAUUUAUUAACAAAUUAUUAUACAUGCCAACUGGUUGUGGAGAACAAAACCUCAUGACUGUUGUUCCUCGAAUCAUUGCUUUAGAUUAUUUAUUGAAAACAAAUAGCCUAACAGCAGCUAUGAAGGAUAAAUUAAUUUCUGAUCUUAGAUACGUUAAAUGGUGUGAAAAGCAAUUGGAAAUUAGUCACAGAACAGUUGUAGAUUGGAAUAACUACAUGCGAGAUGUUUGUGUGGAUUCUUUACUUAAAUGUCAACAACACAAAAUAGGAGGACCUGGUAUAAUCAUUGAAGUGGAUGAAA
Stegodyphus dumicola is the source of this 3221-nucleotide messenger RNA. RefSeq names its product CD109 antigen-like. Gene Ontology annotation, cellular component: extracellular region. Gene Ontology annotation, molecular function: endopeptidase inhibitor activity. The record is from RefSeq and is a predicted model, not a curated record. NCBI's taxonomy places the organism in Eukaryota, Metazoa, Arthropoda, Arachnida, Araneae, Eresidae.